AUGUCAUUGAACACCUCCACUACAGGAAAAGGUGUGGAUCCAAACACGGUUGACACUUAUGACAGUGGCGAUGAUUGGGAAAUCGGUGUUGGGAAUUUAAUAAUCGAUUUGGACGCCGAUUUGGAGAAGGACAGACAGAAAUUUGAGAUGAAUAAUUCUACCAAUACCACCAGCAGCAGCAACACCAGCUCCAAGGAUUGCGGGGGUCUGGCUUCCAGUGGGGCUAAUACUACCUCAGCCUUAGCUGAUGGCCUAAAAUUUGCUUCUGUUCAGCCCUCUGCUCCCCAGGGGAAUUCCUCUCACAAAGAGACUAGCAAAUCAAAAAUGAAAAGGAGUAAAACUUCUAAGGAUGCUAAUAAAUCUCUGCCUUCUGCUGCCUUGUAUGGGAUUCCUGAGAUCAGCAGUGCUGGCAAGAGGCAGGAAGUCCAAGGGCGCCCUGGAGAGGCAACUGGCAUGAAUUCAGCACUGGGUCAAAGCGUGAGCAGUAACCCGAACGGCAAUAAUAACAACACCAGCAACACCACCACCACUAUUGCCUCUUGUGGGAAAAACAAAGAGGAGAAACCAGGUAAAAACCAGGGCAGCAGAGGCUCCAAGCGGGAUAAGGAUGCGGGGAAGUCCAGGAAGGACAAGCAGCACGACCUGCAGCCGAGCCACCCCAAUGGCCCCGGGGGUGGCAGCGGCCAGGCCCCCACAGGGCACCUCUAUGGCUACGGGUCCAAGGGCGGUGGGAGCGGCAGCCCCUUCCACUGCACUGCUGCCACCGCUGUCGGGGAGGUGAGCAAAAGUGCCCCGGAUUCAGGGUUAAUGGGGAACUCUAUUUUGGUAAAGAAGGAAGAGGAGGAGGAAGAGAGCCACAGGCGAAUCAAGAAGUUGAAGACAGAAAAGGUUGAUCCCCUGUUUACAGUGCCUGCACCUCCACCUCCGAUUUCCAGCAGUAUCACACCUCAGAUUCUGCCUUCCUACUUUUCCCCAUCUUCAUCCAAUAUUGCAGCACCAGUCGAGCAGCUUUUGGUACGGACUCGUUCAGUGGGUGUAAAUACUUGCGAGAUUGGAGUUGUAACAGAACCCGAAUGCCUUGGACCCUGUGAGCCUGGGACCAGCGUGAACUUGGAAGGAAUUGUGUGGCAUGAAACCGAAGAAGGUGUCCUGGUGGUAAACGUUACAUGGAGGAACAAGACUUACGUGGGAACGCUGCUGGACUGCACAAAGCACGACUGGGCCCCUCCCAGGUUCUGUGAAUCUCCAACAAGUGACCUGGAAAUGCGAGGAGGACGGGGCAGGGGGAAGAGGGCAAGGUCUGCUGCAGCUGCAGCUGUACCUGGAAAUGAUACGAGUUUUACCGAGUCUAGAGGACUUCAGAGUAAGAAUCGAGGUGGUGCUAAUGGGAAGGGAAGGAGGGGCAGCCUUAACUCAAGUGGGCGCAGGACACCCCCAAACUGCUCUGUGGAUGAAGUCAAAGCCAGCCCCUCAUCCACAAACAAGAGAAAAAGUAAGCCUCCAAUGGAGCUAGACUUGAACUCCAGUUCGGAGGACAAUAAGUGUGGAAAACGUGUUCGUACUAACUCUAGAAGCACUCCCACCACCCCACAGGGGAAACCAGAGACUACUUUUUUGGACCAAGGCUGCUCUUCUCCAGUGCUGAUUGACUGUCCUCACCCCAACUGCAACAAAAAGUACAAGCACAUUAAUGGACUACGAUACCACCAGGCUCAUGCACAUUUAGACCCAGAAAACAAACUGGAGUUUGAGCCUGACAGUGAAGACAAAAUUUCAGACUGUGAAGAAGCUUUGAGUAAUGUGGCACUUGAAUGCAGUGAGCCAAGCACAAAUUUGCCAGGCUUUGAUCCGCCAAAAGCACCGACAUCUCCUUCCUCUAUCACUACCCCAGGGACCCCCAAAGGAAAAAGGGAACUGACCAGCAAUGGCCCCAGUUCAGUUAUCAGUUCCAAAACUGGCAAGAAUUCUGGCAAAAAGAAGGGUCUGAACAGUGAAUUGAACAGCCUUCCAGUAAUUUCUAAUAUGGCAGCCGCACUGGAUAAUUGCUCUGUAGCAGAUGGCAAUUUGCAAACUGAAAUGCCAAAACUGGAGGCUGAAGGGCUAAUAGACAAGAAGAGUAUGGGUGAUAAAGGCAAGAAAGCUAAUAAUUGCAAAGUGGAUAAAAACCUAUCCAAACUGAAAACAGCCAGGCCCAUUGCUCCAGCGCCAGCCCCGACUCCUCCCCAGUUAAUAGCUAUACCUACUACAGCCUUUACAACCAGCACUACAGGGACAAUACCGGGACUGCCCUCUCUAACAACUACUGUUGUUCAGGCUACACCAAAGAGCCCUCCGCUAAAACCUAUUCAACCAAAGCCCACAAUUAUGGGAGAGCCAAGCACUGUAAACCCAGCUCUCACAUCACUCAAAGACAAAAAGAAAAAGGAGAAGCGAAAGCUAAAGGACAAAGAAAGCAAAGAGACUGGAAGCCCUAAGAUGGAUUCUAAGCUGGGAAAGCUAGAGGAUUCAAAAGGGUCUGGGAAAGAUUUAUCUGGACAUUUUUUAAAGGACCAUCUCAACAAGAAUGAAGUGUUAGCUAAUGGACUUUCCGAGUCUCAAGAGAGCAGGAUGGCGAGUAUUAAGGCUGAAGCUGAUAAGGUUUACACGUUCACAGACAAUGCUCCCAGCCCUUCUAUAGGGAGUGCCUCCAGGAUGGAAUGCAGCACUUUGGUGAAUGGACAAUCUUCGAUGGCGCCACUGCAUGUGUUGACACAAAAUGGUGCAGAUAGCGCUGCCGCUAAAACCAACAGCCCUGCUUACUCGGAUAUCUCUGAUGCAGCUGAUGAUGGUGGCUCCGACAGCCGGUCAGAGGGCAUGAGGUCAAAGGCCAGCUCUCCUUCGGAUAUUAUUUCUAAUAAGGACAGUGUUGUAAAAGGACAUUCUUCAACCACAGCACAAUCGGCUCAAGCGAAAGAGUCCCAUUCUCCCUAUUACCAUGGCUACGAUCCUUAUUAUUCUCCAAGUUACAUGCACUCUGGACAGGUCAGCACCCCAGCAGCUGGGAACAGCAGCACCCCACAGGGACUGAAGAUCAAAAAGGAGGCUGAGGAAGAGGCUGAAAAGAAAGAGAAGGCAGAACUGUCAGAUGCCAAGAAAAGUGAAAGCAGUUCCUCUAAUUUGCAGCCACAACAUCAGUCAGUAAUAACGCAAAGACACCCUGCACUUGCUCAGUCACUUUAUUAUGGACAGUAUGCCUAUGGGCUCUAUAUGGACCAAAAGUCCUUAAUGGCCUCUAAUCCUGCUUACAGACAGCAGUAUGAAAAAUACUAUGAGGACCAGCGACUAGCAGAACAGAAAAUGGCACAAACCGGGAGGGACUGUGAAAGGAAGAAUGAACCCCCCUUGAAGGAAAUUGGAAAGGAUGAUAACAAGCAGAAAAAUAUUCCAUCUGCUACUAUUUCAAAGGCCCCUUCAACUCCAGAGUCGAGCAAAAAUAACACUAAAAUAGGGUCUUCAGUCCCUAACAAAGCUGAGGAGACAAGCAAAUCACAGAUCCUUUCCAAUCACCAGCAGCAGCUUCAGUCUGACAGUUUCAAAGCCAAACAAAUGGAAAACCAUCAGCUCAUAAAGGAGGCUGUGGAGAUGAAAUCUGUUAUGGACUCCAUGAAGCAAACAGGAGUGGAUCCAACCACGAGAUUUAAACAGGAUCCAGAUUCACGAACAUGGCAUCAUUAUGUCUAUCAGCCCAAAUACCUUGAUCAGCAAAAAUCAGAAGAACUUGAUCGUGAGAAAAAGUUAAAAGAAGACAGCCCUAGAAAAACACCUAACAAGGAAAGUUCCCUGCCUAACCUUCCUGUCUCGUUAGCAAGCAUUAAAGAGGAGCCUAAAGAGGUCAAGCGUUCUGAUUCUCAAUCAGUGGAUGAGAGCAAGAUAAAAAACGAUGAUCGAAAGACUCCUGUAAAUUGGAAGGACUCUCGGGGUGCUAGAGUAGCAGUUUCCUCACCAAUGAGUCAGCAUCAGUCAUAUAUCCAGUACUUGCAUGCUUAUCCUUAUCCACAGAUGUACGAUCCCAACCAUCCAGCCUAUCGUGCAGUCUCUCCUGUCCUAAUGCACAGCUAUCCUGGGGCCUAUCUCUCUCCAGGAUUUCAUUACCCAGUUUACGGGAAGAUGUCAGGGAGAGAAGAGGCGGAGAAAGUCAAUACCAGCCCAAGCAUCAACGCGAAAUCAACCACUGAGUCCAAAGCACUGGAUUUGCUCCAGCAGCAUGCCAACCAGUAUCGCAGCAAGUCCCCUGUUCCCGUGGAAAAAUCAGCAGCUGAGCGUGAACGGGAAGCAGAAAGGGAAAGAGACCGUCAUUCUCCUUUUAGCCAGCGACAUCUCCAUACACACCAUCACACACAUGUUGGAAUGGGUUACCCACUUAUACCUGGACAGUAUGACCCAUUUCAAGGAUUGACCUCUGCUGCCCUUGUUGCCACUCAGCAGGUGGCUGCGCAGGCAUCUGCAACUGGUAUGUUUCCUGCACAAAGAAGAGAAUGAUGAGUUUGGAGAUGUACAUUGUCAUGUGACUGGAUCACAUGAGGAAGCGCUUUAUUACAGACAUCAGUUCCAUGGUGUUAAUUUGAAAUGCCUUAAUGGCAGGCAAAAACCAGUCAUUUCAUUUUUGUAAAUUGCAGAUUUUAUCACAGAGUAACAAAUGUUGCUGUAAUUAGACUUCUGUUUUUAUAUAUAUAUAUAUGCGUAUAUAUAUAUACAUAUAUAUAUAAAAAUAUAUAUAUAUUCUUUACUUUUUUUGUAUCAAUAACCAGGCUCUCACACAGGGUCUGCUGCUAAGUUGCAAACCACAUAGUAAAAGGAGAAAUGUAUUUGUCAUGUUUAGAAAGUGUUAACCACAAAAGGUUGUUUGUUUCUUUUCUCUUCUUUCUUAUUUUCUUUUCUUUCAUAUUGUAAAUAAAUAAUGUUAUGUAUCAGUGUGCCUGAACCUUGCGUACCCUUCUGAUAUUUCCCACAAGCUCUCAGAGAGGCUAACUGUGAUGACACUUUGGUACAAUGUAGAUGUCUAUUUGGUGGCUCCUAUUAAGAUGCAUCAGUGUAAAAUGUUACUGUAUUCACUGUUUCAUUGUAAUUGUGUAUUGUGAAAAAUAUACCUUUGGAAGGCAUGGGGAUCUUAGUACCACAAAAACUGUGUUGUACAUAAUGUAAAAUUUUUAAAUGGAAAAUAAUGAGCAUCUGUGAAUAAUGAAAUGUCUUUUUUGAUAAUCUUGAAUGGCAGAUAACCAAUAGCCUGCAUAACAGAAGACAUCUGUGAUUGUUCUAUUACUUGAAUAGUCCUGCAGUCUUUUUUUUAAUGUUUACAAUUAUCCAGUUUUAGAAGAGAGACUUUAAUGCCAUUGCCUGGUUACUUGUUUUAUGCUGUAAUCUAGUUUAUUUUAUGUAAAAUGUAUAUUGAAUGCUUUCAUUUUUAUACCUGCCUUAAAUAAUUUGGCAAUCAGAAUAAAGAAAAAAAGUUGUUUUUGUACUUUCUUGGUGUCUAUGGGCCACUUUGAAAGAUGUGUCGUAGGUGUAGAUAGCAGAGCCUGAAGCUGCUGCUCCACUGCUGGUCUGUGUCUCAGAAGUGCUCCCUGGGGCUCAGUUACCAGUGUGCCCCUGCAGAGAUCCUCUGCCUGCCCUGCUGGGCCCGCAGUGCUGUCCUCUCCCAGGGGCUAUGCGGGACCCGAGCCAGGUGAUAGCACUGGACCUCUUUCUAUUGACCCCAGUAGGCUUGGAAAAGGCCCAUAGUAGCCUCGGGUGGUAUUAGAGGUACUCCAAAAGGCAUUAGAGAUUUGCCUUUUUUAGCACAGCUCUGUGUACUAUAAAUUUCAGGUGAUUUUUUUUUUUGGUUAUGUCUGUAUUGCACCCCCCCAAAAUGAAUAGAUGCACAAAAACUGAGGACAUAUAGAGUAAAAGAAAAAGGCCAUUGCUGUGCUUAACCAUUGGUACUUGUAUUACCACAAAAUAAAUAUUUUUUUGUGGCUAUACCACCUGGUUUGUUUAAUUGCACUAAACACAGUACACAGUAAUAUGAAAACACUAAUUAUGACUUGAAAAAAGUCAGAUUUACUGGUCAGGUUUUUGAGGCUUUAACUUCUAUCCUUUCCUGCGUAUCCCAGUUAUAUUAGUAGUCAAAACUGUUUUUUAAAGUUUUACUGUUUUGUUUUUUUUGGCAGGGUGAAUUAUUAGAAGUUAGAGCUUGUUUAUGAAGUCGGUUCCAUUUCUCCUGCCUUGUGAAUACUUAAUGCAGAAGGAUGAAUUAAAGAUUCCCAGCAGACAAGCACACUUGGACUUUUUAUAUUACUAUGAUGAAUCUGCCAUUCAUAUUGGUAUAAUUGUUUUAUUUUUAUAGGCAUAAAAUAAGUUCCCAUAGUGACUAGUAAUAAGGUUUAUUGAUUUUUACUACACAUUAUUCAUCUGUGGCUUACUCCUAUCAUCUUGUUCUGAACACGUUCAGAAGUUUCACAGUGGUGACAUACUACAAAUUAGCUUCAUCAAAAAUGGGAAGGAAGAGGUGUUUUUUUUUUUGUGGAUGGGGAUAUUGUGAAUGCAGAACUCCUGAAAAAUAAGUGCCUUAUUACUUCUAUAUUAAAAGCUUAGAUGGUUUUUGUAUUGAAAUGUACCAUUGAUUUCUUUUCAGUCUAGACCAUUAAUGCUUCUGCAGCAAAACAGAUCUUAUAAAUUCACACUAUUGGUGAUUUUGAUUUAGUGUGGUUUAAUAUAGUGUUGUAAGUAACUGGAAUGAAUUACUCUGAUUGAUAUGGGGUAAGCAGCAGUUAAAAUUAUAAUUAAUGUUAUAACUUUAUUAUAUCCUUGAAAUUUGUAAGAGAGGCUAACAGGCAUUGCCAUUUAUUUUCUUCCUCCACUUAAGGUUAUUCUUUUCCUUCUAUCUUCAUAACUUUCCUUUUAAUUUAGCACUUGCCAUGCUGACCUCCUUAAAGGCUGUGCAGCUGGCUCAAUAACUCCCCAAAGCCAAAAGAUAUCCAUCUACGUGUCCAAGUUUGACAUGUAGCUGCUGUAAUCAUUUCAUCCUUGUGUAUCCAAAGGAUGAGCAAACUGAAGCAGCAGUAUGAGGAGGACAAUUUACAAACCUGGGAACUUAGGGCCACAGAAGCUGGUCACUGGAAGGGGGCAGCUGAAGCAGCAUGGUACAGACGUAUCUGUGCUGUUGUUUUCCACAGGCAGGGCUUGUGCUCCUUGUGACCUCCAGCUAACACCCUUACCACUCUGCUCUGCUAGCAGCUGCAGUCAGUGACCCUGUUCUAUUUUUCAUUCGGGUGUUCCAGCUGUCUCGUAGAGGUGAAUGAGGGCUUUAGUAUUACAGUGACUUCUGUGAGUUUCUAACCUGUCCAUGGCAUGCAGCUAGAGGAAUGAAAGGUCUGUCAGUGGGAGCCCAUCACAUCAACCCAAAACCCCAGCCAGGGAGUUAUUGCCUGUGGUGCUUGCACUGGGAAGAAAACAGAUGUGAAUGGAGAGGGCGUGGUUGGUUGGUUGGUUGGUUUGUUUGAUUAACUUGCAGGUCUAGAGGCUCAAAUAAGACAGGGGUCUAACUGACUGAGUUGGAUGACUAGCAGGGCUAGACUGGAACUGUUGAAAGUGCGGCCCAGGAGAAACAUUUUUCCAGUUUCAUAUUUUUAGAUUCCCUGGUCAUUUUAGUGAACACCUAAGAACUCAUAGAGCUAAUUCUGUGCCAUCUCAUCCCAUCCCUUGCUUCUGAAGGGUGUGUUGGUUGGAUGUAAUCAUUGGGUCAUUAAGUCUCUGACAGUUGCUGGCAGUGCAUGUGCUUUCAGAAGAUGUAAGAUGAGAGAGUCCAUUAAUGCAUUCUAAAAUACACCAGGUAUCACUGAUAGCACAAAAAACACCAUAAACAACACUAUGGUGCCCUUAUGCAGCUCUCCACCCUGGCUGUUGUCAGGGAAGGAGUGGAAGAGUUGUGCAAGGAAUCUAGUGCUUAUUUCCUUCUGGCAUCAUGGUCUUGCCACUCUUAUCACAACUGACAGAUGUACCAUCCUCAUCAUAAAAGAAAAUCUCAUUCUAAUAUUUGCUUUCCAUACUCUCUCACUCCUCUUUCUCUCCACAUCUUUCUCCAUCUCUCCCCUUUAGCUUACUUGGCCACUUAAUAAGCCCUCUAGCUUACUUCCAUUUGAUACCAUCAAAACUUACUCAUUCUAUCUGUACAGCUAAAAUCCUUCUGCAUACAUUUGUGAUCUCAGCUCUUGAUUAGUUCCCGAUCUUUUCUUUUAUCACGUUCCCUUCUUUGACCUGUGGUGUUUUUUUUUUCUUGUCUUAUGCUGUGUUAAUGUAUCCUGUCUCUCUUCAGCAUAAAGUGUUUGGGACACAGAACAUGUCUCACUUGAAAUUCCCACAGCGUAGGUCAUAUUUAUAGUUCUUUCAGAGUAAUAGCAAUGGAUGCUUCUAACAUCACGUAGAUGAUAGUGCAAGAUGUCAUGAGUAGUUAGAGCAGACCAUUACUAACAAGGAGCUUAAGAUAACUGACAAAAGACUUCAUGGUUUUGAAAGCUAUGUUGAAACCAUUACUGCCUCGAAAACUGGGAGUGAUAUCAAGCCUAUACAGGAAGUCUAAAGCUGUACUUCCUUGAAUCAGAGAGAACUGGAAGUAUAUAGUCAUCACUUAAUGAGCCAGCUUUGCUCUGCUUUAGAAAAAGAGAUGUUUUCUUCAUUUGUUUCAGUCUUAACUUUUACCUAGCUUUCUGUAUUAAAUACUCUACAGCAUUACCAUGAACUACAGUUUUCCUUAAUGUAGGUUUUUAAUUAGGCUAUUGUCUAAGCUCAGAUAGCCAGAUAGUCUUUCUUUUUUUUUUUUUUUUUUGUGAGUAAGUCCUACUUGUUACUUUUACUUAGAAAUAUGUGAUGGUUUCAUUCAAGUGCACAUUUGACUUUUGGUAGCAGAAUAAGCUAUCCACUUCAGUUUAAUGUGGAAAAACCCUAGGUCUUGAUUUGUACUGUUUUCAUUAUGCUCUUUAUCCCUUUCUUUAGAGCAUAAGCUUUAAAAGAUACUCUCUUUUUUACAGAAAGUGGAAAACAAAAGAAGUCUAAUAACUUGUAAGUGCGUUUCAGCUCAUAUUCAGGAUGUCUUUACUUAGCCAGUGAACAUUCUGCUUUACCAGAGAGCAUGGAAAGUCCUUUCUGGCAUAUCCACUGUUUACUAGCUGAAGCAGUUUCAUUUUGAGGAAUGGGAAAGCUUUUCAAAGACACUAUUUUUUCACUUUUUUAACCAUUUCUGUAAGGAAUUUUAAUGCCUAUAGAAUACCAUUUAAAUCCUCACGGUGUCUGUUAGUAAUUUUAAGCAGCACAUGCUAAAUAGCACUCUCAACCUCAGUAGUAACUCUGAAACUUCUUGUCUAGGCUGAUAAAUUAGCAAACUUAGGAUUUUGCAAAGGUAAUUAUUACUUGCUGCCUGACAAUAUUUAUCAAGUAGAAAACUUGUUAUUCUCCACCAUAAUAUAGAAAAAUGCUCUGGGGACUUUGAAAGCAUAUGUUGUUAUAGACAAAUGAACUGCUAUAAAACAAAGCCAGUACCUGUAGUAAUGUUUCGGUAGCUUUGUAGUAGUUUUAGUAGCGUUGUGAAGUAAUUUGGGGUGGUAUAAUGGUGUAUGUUAGUUACAUGAUUUCUGUUGUUUGAGUUUGCUGAUGGUAGAACAGUGCUUAUUUAUAGCUUUCAGCAUAAUACUUCAGGAUUUCUUUAUGAAGCUGAAUGGUACAGCAGUGCCUGAUGAAAAAAAAAAAAAAAAACUGAAUCAGGAAGCAAAGGUUCUCUGAAAGCUCCUUUAAACCCUAAACACAAGAGACUAAUUUUAAGGUAUACAUCUUGACAGGUAAACGGUUGCAGUUCCUGGCUGAGGAGGGUGUGAUGAGACCAGGAUGGCCCCAGGGGAACCCCUGCUGCUGGCCAUACCCUGGCAGUGGUGAACAAGGACGUGUAGUUUCUGUUGGACUUGGUUUGGGGCUGUUUCUAAUAGAAGGAUAUGCAGGAAAUGUGCUUCAGUCAGACCCUCGUUAAUAUUUUCUUAAUUAGUCAAAAGAAAGUUGAAAGAGGAAUUUUGCGUGUGUGUUUCAAGUCAGACUCUUACAGAACAGUGUAAAUGAGGUGGGAUAAAAAGCCCCAGAGUUUUCUGAUUGAAGAACUUCUUACGUAGUUAGGCUGCCAUGAAAAAAAUGUUCCUCUUUUUCUUUGCAUUUUUUCCUAUUUUCUUGGUUGUAUAAACUUGAGUCCACAAGACACUAGAAAAAACUUGAGGGGAGAGGGGAAAGGUAGCUUCCUUGUCAGAACCAGUUUCUCCUUGAUAAGUCUCUAUUCAGUGCUGCUGGUUGCUUCAAAAACCUGACUACUUUCUUCCUUUGGGUCUCUUGUGUUCCCCAGGAGAUAGUGGGAAGAAGCAGAUCAAGGGCUAGAUGGACUGCAGGAAGGGCUGACGGGUCUGCUAUUCCAUUGCUUAUGCAUGCCAGAGCAAGGCUUUUUUAAUGGCCUUUUCUUCGCACCUUUCCCCACCUCCAUCUCCACAUCAGUUUAAGUGCUCACAGAGAUGAGCCUGAUCAAGCCACUGAUUUUUAAGCAGAGCUCCAUACAGAAAAGGUCAUUGAAAUGUCAAUGAUACAAUAUGUCUCCCCAUGCCAUGUUUUGAAACAUAACAAUUUAGUACCAGGCUUUGCCUCAAGCGUCUGCUGAGCCCUUUCAUGAUCAUUCUGCUUUCAAAUAAUCUGGCUUCCUUUAAUAGAGGAUUUGCCAAAUGCUCAGCCUCUGUAGCUGUCUUGUGAUUUCAUUGGAUUCAGAUGGCCAGUUUCCAUUUUACAUGCUGUGGUGGUUUAACACCAAUGGACAGCUCAGUACCAACACACCACUCUCUCAUUCCGCCUCCUCAGAAGGGGUGUUGGAGGAAAUUUGAUGGAAAAAGGUUCGUAGGUUGAGAUAAGGACAGAAAGAUCACUCCCAAGUUACCAUCACGGGCAAAACAGACUCAGCAUAAGGAAGAUUAAUGUCAUCUACCACCAACUAAUAACAGACUAAUGCAAGGAGGACUAAAACUAAAAAAACCUUCCCAUGAUUCACCCUCUUCCACCUCCUCUCCCCAAGCAGUGCGGGAGAACAAGGAAUGGGGGCUGCGGUCAGUCCCUGACGCUUUGUCUCCGCCGCUCCCUCAUGGUCACUCUCUGCCCCUGCUCCAUGUGGGGUCCCUCCCACGGGAUGCCGUCCUUCCCGAACUGAGCCUGCGGGGGCUGCCCACAGGCAGCAGCUCUUCAAGAACUGCUCCCACAUGGCUCCGUACCACGGGGUCCAUCCAUCCCCCAGGAGCAAACUGCUCCAGCAUGGGUCCCCCACAGCUGGGCGGCAGCUCCCCCCAGACCCCCUUCUCCUGCGUGGGCUCCUCUCCACGGGCUGCAGCUCCGGCCCGGGGUCUGCUCUUGUGGGGGCUCUCCAUGGGCCGCAGCCUCCUCCAGGCCACACCCACCUGCUCCAGCGAGGGCUCCUCCACGGGGGGCUGCAGCAUGGAGAUCUGCUCCAUGUGGGACCCAUGGGCUGCAGGGGGACAGCCUGCUCCACCAGGGGCCUCUCCACAGUAUGCCGCAGGGGAACGGCUGCUCCCUGCCUCCAGCAGGAUGUACCAAAAUUCAGUAUAGUUAAAGAAGAGCAGCGUGCAUGUCAGUGUAUGGGGCUGGUAGAUCAUUCAACAUAUGUACCUAUAUAUACUAUAUAUCUCUCUCUCUCAGGAGAGAAUGACUAAAACUGGCCCUGAUGUGGAGGCAGGACAGGAUUGACAUAAAAGUGACCCAACUGAAAACUGCUGAGUCUGCCCUAAAGACUCCCAUGCUAAACUUUGUACUGGAACAGGGAUUUGGAUAGUCACAAGUCCAGCAGGGUCACCCAAGCAGCACAAGGAACAGUGAGUGGCAUUGCACAAGUCACUGAGCAAGCACAGGUGAGCAUCAAGCAUGUAGAGAGCAAAUGCUGAUACCAGGGGCUGCAAUGCCUCCUAGUAAAGCGUUGGCACUGGACAGACAGGUCUUGUUUAUGUAGCUAAUGUGGAUCAAGGACCCUCAGAGCCAAUCUGACUGUUGUGAAGUGCUCAGGCACCCACUGCAGGCUCGUAUUUUGCUGGCUCUUGAGCUGCCAUCUCAGUACACUUUGUUUUCUUCAGUGGUACAGGUCUGCAGCAUCAAGAGACAUGGUAUUUGUUAUCUCAGGAGUGGUGAGGGUUAUUAAGUCCAAACAAUGUACAGAAAAUGAGACAAGAUAAAGCAUGAGGUAACCUCAGAGCUCAAGCUUGGCCAUGACAACUUUGUCUGUAGAAGACACUACAACUGUCAUGUUACAAACAGGCAACUCCCCUCUCUCAGAGUCCUGUUCUCUGUGUUUUCUUGUUAAGUAGAUCCAAUUCUUAUAUUUUAGGGGGACCCAUGAAAUGGCAGUGUUAGAUUACUAGCCACCAGUACAAAGGACCUAUAUUUUUCCUCAUUAAUUGGCUGAUACACGUUUGAAAAUCCAUCCAGAGUAUUUUUCUCUGUAACAAGUAUAUUUCCAUAAUGAGACAUGAUAGUUUUGUUCUUACUAGAUGCUUUUGUUUUGGCUGCUAUAUUUUUGGACAAUUAGCACUUCAGCAUGCAGCAUUAAAAGAGGCCUCAGCUGAAUCUUCAAAAUUAGUAUUAGAUUUCAUACUAUUUGUCAUAAUAUUUGACAAAGCCAGGCUCUUUUUAGUGGUGCCCAGUGGCAAGACAAGGGGCAAUGAACAAAAACUGAAGCACAGGAGGAAACACUCCUUUGGUGUAUGGGUGACUGAGUACAGGUUGCCUAAGGAGGCUGUGGAUAGACCCCAGUUGGAGAUACUCCAAAGCUGCUGGCUGUAUUCCUGGGAAAGCAGCUCUAAGUGUCCCUGCCUGAGCCGGGGAGUUGGACCAGAUGCCUCCAGAGGUCCCUGCCAACCUCAGCACUUCUUGUGAUAUUGUGAUUAAGUGCCAAGUAUUUUUAGUAAUGUUUUGUUUUGUUUUGAGAUCUUGUUCAUGUGAAAAGGAGAAAAAAGUUUCAAGGUGUUCAACUUCCACAAUUUUCCCCCUAUUUCUUUAAAAAGACAAAAUGCAUUCACAGGCCAUUCAGAUUCUUGGCAGCAUCUGGUACCAGACACAAAGGAAAAGAAAUUUCAGACCAGGUCACUGGUUUCAAAGAGAUAUCUAUCAAUAAUGCAGUUACCCCUCUAACUUGUACUAAAGCUUAUUUGACUAGUGUAUAAUGAUCAGUAGAAUGAGAAUUGAAAAUCUCUGUAUGUGACAUCUGUAAAGCAAACACAUGACGCUGGUUUCAGGAGAAGGUCUAUCAUGGCAUUUAUGGCAGUGAGGGACCUCUUCACCAUACCCCUUUCACACACCCACACCCCUUUUUUAAACUAUGUGUUUGCCACUGGCUCAGCUGUUGUAUUUAGUCCCUAAGAUAGCAUCAAGGUCCAAUGCUGUACUUGAAUCAACAGCUGAAUUACCCCUAUCUUCUAACACCAUCAAAAGUAAAUUGCUAACUAAUCACCAAGGAAAAGAGACUUGAAGGAGAAUGAGUAGUUCUAUGAGAAUUGCAGCUAGUAAAGACAAGAUUUCAAUGGCUUUCUUGCCUGUUUGGACUCUCAGAUGUUCAAUAAGGUGUGAACUUCAUAUUUUUUUUUACUAAUUGAGGCCACUAACAGGCUGCCUCUCCUUUGCCUGCUUGCCAGUACUUGUGAAGCUAUAGGGUGUUUUUGGAGCAUGCAUCUGUAGCUUAACUACAACAGGCUUGAUUGAUGUGUGCAAGGGAAAGGUGUGACCACAGGAGCUGUAAAUGAGAGUUGUGCGAGGCUCUCGUCUUUGUAGCCUGGUUGUGUGUCCUGAGCAACCAAAACCUAAUCUUAAAGGUGGCAUUGGGCUAGCCACAUCUUCUCCCUUCACAAUGCAGGGGUGUGUUCAGGGCCUCACUUGGGCCCUGUCUGUGAAACUGCACCGUGCUCUGCACCACAGGCAGAAUGCAGGACAUUUCCAGGGAUCACAGCUGCUGUAAGGAGAAGUAGCUGGUUUACUGCUUGUUCCUUUUAAGGGUAAAGCCAUGAAUAACACGGGAAACUGAAAUAAGUGUAGGUCAUGGCUCUUGACUCCUAGAUUCAUCAGUAAUCGCAAGAACGUAUAAUUCUGAAUUAAUCCAUUGUAGAGUUAUUUAUAUAUUUAGCUGUAGGUUUUACAUGUACCAAUUACAUACACACAAGCAACAGAGGAGUAUGGAUUAAGGAAAGCUGUGGCCACAGUCUUUUUUUAAUGCUUUUGGGUGUUAACAAAUAACAAUGAAUUUUUCUACUGUUUAAUAACAAGCUAGUUAAGAUUCAAAAAAAAAAAAAGUUAUUUUUGAAAGUUCUGGGUAGUAACAACAUAAUGGUUUCAUUAUCUAAAGUUCAGUCGCAACAAGGACAAAAAAUCUCUCUUGUGUGUGCUGAAGAGCUUUUCAGUUCUGAAAAAAAAAAUCAAUACCAUAUUCACACUAAUGUUUGCUUGCAUAAAAUAUUGACUAUGGUCACACUGGCAGUUUUACAUAAAGACUUAAAAGCAAUCUUGAUUGUCUGAAAGGUUCUAAUUGUUUUUCCCCCUUCCUGAAAGAGUAAUGAAAGGACAACUAAAAAGCAGAACUAUAUAGUUAUUUUAUAACUGGCACUAACAAAUUUCACCAAUUACAUAGUCCAUUCUGUAAGCAAUGAAUGUGUGGCUCCCAAUUAAUCUAGUGUACCUCCAGGCAAGGUCUAAAUCAGCUGGAUACAGCUAUAGCAAUUUGCACACAGCUAAAAGCAAAUUGGAAAAUAAGUGUUCCACGCUCCUGCCUAUCUUUCCGAGCCAAAUACACAAUCAGUAUUCUGGCAGCAGCACUCUGUCAUGUUAUUUGCAGCUAUCAGUUUUAAUUAUAACAAUUAUUGAUUAGUUGGGAAAGUGAAUAAUCUAAUGUUCAAAUGAGGUUGGCGCGGCUUCUGGGGAUCUUUAUUUCCUGUGCGUGUCCGUUUAGAGUUAGGAAGUAUCAAGCAAAGAUACCUGCAGCACACUGCUAAGCUUAGCUAACUGUAAUUGAAGUCGCAGCAGUGAUUUGUUGUUGUUGUUGUUGUUGUUGUUUACAACAAACAUCCAUUGUUAGGAUUCACUGGUCUGCUGUGCAAAAAAUGUUGAUGUGAAUUGAAUUAGGGCACGAGAAGGGUCAGUUCAGGACUGUAGGCCAACAAUUCCAGAUGUGGGCAUCUAAAAUCAGGCACCUAAUUUCUUUCUUAACCACCCAAAUGAAUGAGCUGUUUUGCACAGGAAGGGAGGAUUCUCCUGUUGACCAAUGACAGCAGCAAUUUUGCUAACCUAUUUACUUUUGGACACAAGCUGUUUCUUCUUGUAAAACAAUGCUUCUCUUGGAAGAGAGAAGAAAGGAACUAAUCCCACCCUCGCUGCACUGACAAGAGUUUUAUGUGUUUUAGCUAAAUAAAUAGUGUGGGGAGGAGCACUGGACUGGAGCAGGGCUGCAGCCACAAAGGCUGAAAACAAACUUUCUAAAUCCAAGUGUUUGGCGCAGGCUCAUCCAGACAGCUAACCAAACGCCUGCAUUGCUGAAGACACAUGGUCUGCACCUGAAGCUGUAUGCUGAGCAGUUGGCUGGGCAGGCAGGAGGAGGCUUUCUCCCACGCCUCCCUCUCCUCCGGAGCUGUAACCUGUAGCUCAGAGCUGCCGAGGGCAGGUGCGUUGGACUAGAAGACAUCUCCAGUGGAUCAGGAGCCAGAGAAUGUGCUAACAGCAGCAGACAUUGGAACAAAUGAAACAAAGCAAAAAAUAGCAAAGGCAGAAGAAUGAAUCGUGAAUGUGCUGAGCAUGGGAAUGGCCAGGUCUGGUAACAAAACAGCUCCCUGAGAAAAGAGCACAGCAGAACCCUUGGAUAAGCACGCAUACACGUGUGUCUCCCAGUGACGUGGUCACCUUCAGCAUGUACACACGUGGUGGGUUUUGUGUCUCCUGCUCUGUGUUUUGUCUUUCUGAGCUCUUUUGUUCUGUGUCAGGAUUUAGUAUUCCCACUGAAAGUAUUUUACCCUGCCCUCCAAAUAUUCCAGCAUGGUCUACUCAAUCCUGUACAGACAUGCUUAAAGACGGAGCUCUGACCCAGUCAAUUUCCUUCUUCCUUUCUUUCUUUUUGGUUGUGUUGAGGACAAAAACCAAAUGGAUAGCAGCUUCCUGCUUAAUACUAUUUUCCACAAUAGCACUGUUGUACUAGAGAACCAUGAAAAGUUAUGGAUUGCAGUCCUUUAAUCUGACAUACAAAAGUGUGAUUCAUAGUUUGUUAGGCCAUGAAUUGAACAUCUCACAGCUUCUCUAUUAUUUAAAAUGUAGUAUUAAUAUUAAAAUUGCUCUGCCUGUCCAUAACUUUGGGACAAGAAACGUUCCUCAAAGGACCCCACUCCAUCUGCAAUAAGUGCUUUUCACUUCAGAUUAAUACAUUUUCAUUUGCCCUGUCAUCCCAUGCAGGCAGAGUGGGCCUCAAGCCACAUGGGGUCAAGUAGGAGUCCAAUUAGGCAAAGCUAUUUUUAAGUUCUGGAGGGCAUGGGGUCAGCACACUGGAGAGAUUUAAGCACCUAAAGAUGUAGAUAGGUAGAUAUAUAUUUCCACAAGUGCUAUCACAGUGAAAUCAAGGGGAGUUAGGCAUCUGGCAACUAUCUAGCAAAGCACAUUUUGAGAUUCCCUUGAAGAGCUUUCUAGGCACCUGAAUGCUCUUGAAAAUCCAGCUGCUUCCACAGCAGAAAGGUCCACACAACACAGUUGCCUCACUUUCCCUCUUCUGGCACCUCAGGUCUGCCAAGAUGUAGCUCCAGGGCUAAGAUGCAAAGCUCAGAGUUGCAGCAGCUUUCAGGCGCGUGCUGUGCAGGAGGACAGCCAGGAGGCCACCCUGGGACACGAAGGUGCUGGGGAGCCGGUCGGGAGGCAGAAGGACAACAUCCCCAGGCACACGUCCACGCUGAGCAAUGCUGGGUGGCCCUGCGGCCAGGGAACCUGCUUGCUCGGUGCUCUUUGCAGUACUCGGGGUGAAGGAAGGUCAAAGAGGAGGUCAAGGAACAUGGGGCCAAACAUCUGGCUAGCUUGGUCAUCACUGGUGGCCACAAGCAAAUGCCUGGGAAAGCACACGAAGAGGAUACUCACCCAUGCCAACACUCUCCUGCUUUCUGGCAGUUUUCAUCCAGGGUAUUUUCCGACCCUCUUGUGUUUUUUCUAUGUAGUAAUGUACAAACAUUUUUCAACUGCUUGUUCACUCCCCUCUUGAAUGCAAUAUAAACUUCUUGUGUUCACAGUGUCCCUUGCCAUGGAUUUUCCCAUGUGUGCUGUCCAUUGCAUGAAGACCAUCUGUGAGCUCUGACUGCAAUGCCUGUUACCUUUAUUUGAUUGACCUGGAUUCCUGUACUGGAAGUAACAAAACCAAUUUCAGUUCUAAUCAUCUUCCUCCUAUACCUCUUGUGAUUUUAUAGACUUUAAUAUAUUCUCCCUUAAGUGAUCUUUUUUUUCCCCUCACUGAAGAUUUCCAGACUAAUCUUUUUUUUUUCUUCAUUUCUUUUCUUCUUUUUUUUUUUUUCCCUGCUAUAUGGAGACUAUCAAUCAUUCUUGCCAUCCUUCCCUGAACCUCUUUUUUUAUUUCUAAUGUAAUUGUUAAGCUGUGGAGACACAUAUCCAUCUUCAUGUUGUGAGAACUCCCCUUUUAUUCAUACCUUUAGCUUCCUGGGUUUUAGCCAAUUUUUUCCCUAUGCGCACUUCUAUGCUGGUGAGUUUCUUUCAAAGCCAUCAUGUGUCAUAGUUUUGUCUGGGACAGAGUUAAUUUUCUAUGUAGAGGUUCACACAAUGCUGUGUUUUGGAGUUGUGAUGAAAACAGUGGUGACAGCACACGGAUGUGUCAUUUGUUGCAGAGCAGUGCUCACACAGAGCCAAGGACAUUUCAGCUUCUGGUACUGCCCUGCCAGCAGGAGGCUGGGGGUGCACCAGGAGCUGGGAGGGGACACAGCCAGGACAGCUGGCCCAGGCUGGCCAAAAGGAUGUCCCAUACUGUGUGGUGUCAUGGUCAGCAAUAUAAUCUGGGGUAAAGAAGGAGGAAAGGGAGAUGUUCGGAGUGAUGGCGUUUGUCUGCCGGAGGAACCACUAUGCAUGCUGAGCCCUGCUUUCCUGGGAGUGGCUGAACACCUGCCUGCCAAUGGGAAGCAGUGAAUGAAUUCCUCAUUUUGCUUUUCUUGUGUGCACAGCUUUUGCUUUCCCAAGUGGGCUGUCUCUAUCUCAACCCAUGAGCUCUCUCAGUUUUACCUUCCUGAUUCUCUCCCCCAUCUACCUGGGGAGAGUGGGUGAGCAGCUGGGUGGUGCUGAGCUGCCUGCCAGGUUAAAAUACAGCAGUCCUUUAUGGAGCCCAACGUACAUCAUGAAGGGUUCGAGAUGAUGACAGAUUUGAUUGGAGUGUGGAGAUAUUAUAGCUGUUUAGCUGCUAAUUGGCUGGCUCCCGUGCUUGCCAUGGGGCUUGCUUGCCUUACUUUAUGUUAGAGUCCAGUGCUUGUUAGUGGCUGCUUCUGCUUCUGCCAUUUGCUCUACUCCUUAGCAUCUUGCUUUGUUGUGCCUGGCAACAUUUUGUUAUCAGCUGUGACCAUUCUCUGGGGCUGUCAGAUGGCCAGAUCGUUGCUGCUGUUCUUGUUUUUGUUCUCAUUGCUGCUGUACUAGACAGGCUGGAGCUCCAGACUAAACUCAAGUCAGAGGGACUGUGAGCUGUGGGUGAGUCCACAUGAGAGCAUGUACACCCCAAAGUGUCUGCGGCCAUGGAGAAGUCCAUGCUGUGUAGCAGGUACACCUUGCAGUGUCCAUGGAUAAGGACAUGCCAGAACACCUUGAAGUGUCUGGCUGUGGAUAAGACCAUGACACAGCAGGUGUCUGAGGCCAGUGAAAAGGGCUGUGCCAGAGCAUGGACACCUCAAAGUGACUGUGGCCCAUUACUAACUCCACACCAGAGCAGGUAGACCCCAAGGCAUUAGAAGCCAUGGAUAAGUCCACAACACAGUAGGUAGACUUCUGAAGGGACUGUGGCUCGUGAAUGAGGCCAUUCCAGAGCAGGUACACCUCUAAGGGACUGUGGCCAGUGGACAAGCCCAGGCUGGAGCAGGGGCAAGGGGAUGAGUUCACUGCAAUGCUAAACCCUAUGGCCUGGUCCAAAAGGACAAGGGGUGGAGAUUGUGAUGGAUAUGCCUUCAAACUGUUGUAACCCUUGAUCACAGGAUUCCUAUAGCAGGAAGCACUUGAAUCAAGAGAGGAUGAGCCUCACAAGAAGCAGUGCAAGUACAGCAGUGACCCGACCUGAGCUGGCUUUGGCGUCCAAUAACUCCACACAACACACCGCCUCUCCUGUCCUGAGCGACCACCGUAACAGAUAGAAGCUAAGUCAUGGACUAAAAGAAAUCAGUGGACUUUUUAUGGACAUUUUAUGGACAUUUCAUAUGGGUAGUCCAUAGACUAAGAAAAUUAUAUCUGUUUAUUAAUUGAAAGGUGGUGAUUAAUGAGUAUGUAUUGGAAAGUACGGGACCUGAGCAUGACAUAAAUGGUAUGGAACAAGGGGUGGAUAUUGUCAUGGUUUUGGCUGGGAUAGAGUUCAUUUUCUUUGUAGAGGCUCACACAAUGCUGUGUUUUGGAUUUA
Messenger RNA from Cygnus olor (mute swan), 19690 nucleotides. It is a transcript of the gene ZNF608, whose product is annotated as zinc finger protein 608. NCBI's taxonomy places the organism in Eukaryota, Metazoa, Chordata, Aves, Anseriformes, Anatidae. Gene Ontology annotation, cellular component: nucleus. The transcript has 9 exons. Gene Ontology annotation, biological process: regulation of transcription by RNA polymerase II. Bases 1 to 4518 code for a protein of 1505 amino acids. The record is from RefSeq and is a predicted model, not a curated record.